Molecule: messenger RNA, 1374 nt
Organism: Tachysurus fulvidraco (yellow catfish)
Lineage: Eukaryota; Metazoa; Chordata; Actinopteri; Siluriformes; Bagridae
Exons: 7
Coding region: 288-662 (124 amino acids)
Biological process (GO): negative regulation of translational initiation
Cellular component (GO): cytoplasm
Molecular function (GO): eukaryotic initiation factor 4E binding
Source: RefSeq, a predicted model, not a curated record
CAGUGUUAUCUGUUCUAAAGCUUUAUAAACACUGAAGCUUCAGCGUUAGCAUGUCGGCUUUAUGAUCACGACACCGGCUGCUAACACAGUUUGAUCUGUUUAGCGGUUUAAAGUUGGCCACAAAUUAAUUCCGACUGUUUGCUGUGUUGUAACCUUUAUGGCCAAAUACCAGGAGUGAUGUUGAUUCCUUCCAUGAGUUAAAUAGUAUAAGAAUAGCUUUGAUUUGUGUGUUUAUUUCUGAAAUGGCAAUUGUGAGGGAAAGAGGUCAACUUAUAGCUAACAUCUAGAUGUUUAAACGAUUUAAAUACUUUCUAAUAAUGGAGGUUUCCACAAGGAGGAUGCGUAAUUUGGAGCCAGCAAGGCCACUACGCAGACUAAAUAGUCAUCAAGUGGUCACACAUGUAGUGGCUGAGCCUCAGGAGAACCCAAGAGAAACACCAGUAAACACGAUAAGAGAGGAGCAUUUUAAUGAAAUUCUCAAGCUGAACAGCCAAAAAAAAGCACCUGAGAAACCAGGUAGGAAUCAUUCAGAGAGAAUAUCAUACAGCAGAAACUUCUUGAUCAAGUUGGCAAAUGCACCGAUGGCAAAGAAAAAACCUGAUUUUCUGCCAGAUCACCCAGUAGUUUUGGGCAAGGCGAGGGACCAGACACACACCAGCUAGUUGGAAACAACUGCGUUAAGGUGGACAUGUCACCUGAAUAAUGAUUCCUUUCGGUGUUGGAGUUUCGACUGAUUCUUCUCUACUGUUCCAUCUUUAAAACAUAAUAAUGACAAAUUAAGAAGCGAUGAGAACGUCUAUAGAAGGUUACUGAUAAGUGUCCAUUUUGGCCUCUGAUGUUAUUUAAUUUUGAAUUUAGACCACAUCCUGCAGUUUCCUAUUUUAGUGUGUGCUUUGUAAUCCUUAUUUACUAACAUUCAGAUGACCUUGUGUGACAUAGUGUGUGUGUGGUAACUGGAACACUGACAGAGCUUUGAGGAAUGUAGUAUAGAGUUGUACUGAGGAGACUGUAUGCCUGAGGUCCUUUAAUAUGCAAAGUUGACAUGAUUCCAUAAAUCUAGAUUAAAUUAAACUUCCUGCACAUAAUUAUUUGCCCAAAUAGACCUUGCUGCUUGUUAGUGUGCCUAACUGUAAAUAGGGGGAAUAAAGGGGUUUGAGUUUUGUGCAAGCAUUUUGCACUGUUGUUUUGAAUAUGGUACUUUUCAGUUACCAAACUCAAUGCAUGCACUUUUUUUUUUUUUUUUAAAUUGAUCUAAAAUGACUAUUUGUACAUAUUUGUAUUUUUAUUUUGUAAGUGUUUGUGUUUUUGGUGAAAGUUUGGUGAAAUUCACAACUUCUGUAGUCUUGACAAAUACAAAUCUUAUGUUUAUACAAA